Molecule: messenger RNA, 1326 nt
Organism: Cimex lectularius (bed bug)
Lineage: Eukaryota; Metazoa; Arthropoda; Insecta; Hemiptera; Cimicidae
Gene: Arp6
Product: actin-related protein 6
Exons: 7
Coding region: 38-1222 (394 amino acids)
Cellular component (GO): Swr1 complex
Molecular function (GO): nucleosome binding
Source: RefSeq, a predicted model, not a curated record
CUAUUUGAUUUGUUUAUUUAAUUUUAUCCUUAGUAAUAUGGUUGAUAACGCUUAUAUUCUGGACAAUGGAGCUUAUUCCAUUAAAGUUGAACAUUCUAAAGCCGGCGAGCCUAAGAUUAUUCCCAAUUGUAUAAUGAAAGCUAAAAGUGAACGUCGAAGGUUGUUUAUUGGAGAUCAAGUAGAGGAUUGUAGAGAUGCUUCUGGUCUGUUUUAUAUACUUCCAUUUCAAAAGGGUCUCCUUGUUAACUGGGACAUACAAAAGACUAUUUGGGAUUAUAUAUUCAGCAAAGACUGCUGUCCAACAAAUUUUUCUGAAACUCCGUGCAUAAUAACUGAGCCAUAUUUCAAUUUUGCCUCUAUUCAAGAAGCUAUGGCAGAAAUAUUCUUUGAAGAAUUUGAAUGCCAAUCAUUUUUGAGAAAACCAGCUGGAGAUUUGGUGGAAUACCAUUACAGGCAACUUAGUCCAACUAUUCAGGCAUGCCUCGUAGUUGACCUAGGUUACAGUUUCUCCCACGUUGCUCCCUAUAUCAAAGGUAAAGCACUUAAAAGUGCAAUUAGAAGGAUUGAUGUUGGUGGAAAAAUUUUAACAAAUCAUUUGAAAGAAAUUAUUUCCUAUAGGCAAUUACAUGUAAUGGAAGAAACUUACGUUAUGAAUCAAGUAAAAGAAGACACUUGUUUUGUUUCUAAUGACCUAAUGGCAGAUAUGGCCAUUGCAAAACUGAAGUAUCCAGAAAAUACUAUUGUUAGGGAUUACAUUCUUCCAGAUUUUACAAAACUAAGAAGAGGAUAUGAAAUUACUUUAGAUAAACCUCCAGUCUUGGAACAGCAAAAACUGAGAAUGAACAAUGAAAGGUUUUCGGUUCCUGAAGUUCUUUUUUACCCUUCUGAUGUGGGUAUCAAUCAGAUGGGAAUAUCAGAGGCGAUACACAACAGUAUAGAGAGCUGUCCAGAAGAAGCCCGAUCCCAUUUGUACAGGAAUAUUGUUGUUGUCGGUGGAAGUUCUCAAUUUGCGGGAUUUAAAGAGAGGCUGUUUAAAGAUGUCAGAUCUUCGGCACCAGAUGAAUAUGACGUUCGCAUUCAUGUUCCGGAUAAUCCGAUCACUUUUGCCUGGGAAGGAGGAAAGCUAUUAAGUAAAGAUCCUGAAUUUUACACUUAUGUUGUCACAAAAGAAGAAUAUGAAGAGGAAGGCCCAACAAUAUGCUUAGAAAGAUUUGACAGUUAACCAAUGCACUGACAUGUACAUAGUUGAAUACUACAAUUAUUAUAUUGCUCCAAUUAUUAAAAUAAGAUCUUAUUUAUAUAAAUAAACUUUAAACAUUUUUUAAA